Molecule: messenger RNA, 928 nt
Organism: Oldenlandia corymbosa var. corymbosa
Lineage: Eukaryota; Viridiplantae; Streptophyta; Magnoliopsida; Gentianales; Rubiaceae
Source: the annotation of a GenBank genome assembly
CCCUACACACAAAAGAAAUUAAAGAUCUUACAUACAGUUUAGUUCAUAGCUUAAAAAAUGAUGAAAAUGGUAGCAUUGGUUUUUGCAAUUGUUAUCAUGACCAUGGCUUCAUUGGGCAAUGGCCUUCCUGAUGACCAAAGCCCUGAAGCUGCGGCAAAAUGGGUCCAACAGUUUCCUAAUGCACAACCUCGCUUCACAAGGCUUCACUUCUACCUUAACAACAUCCUCAACAAGGACCCUCCGGCGAGUACUCCGGUUGCGAAGGCCAACACAACCGACUCCACGCCGGAGACGAGCUACGGUUUGGUCCGAGUCAUAGAUGCUCAACUGACCGAACAAUCAUUAAGCGACUCACCCGGCGCGAAGGUCAUCGGUCGGUGUCAGGGGCUCUAUACAUUUGCCGCGCAGGAAGAAAGGGCAACCCUUAUGACCCUUAACUUCGUCUUCACCGCCGGCGAGUUCAACGGCAGCACUCUCAGCAUCUUUGGGCGUAAUUUGGUGACCGCCAAGUACCGAGAGUUCUCGGUCAUCGGCGGAUCCGGCGAUCUCCGGAUGGCGAAUGGCCUCGGGACGGCCAGCACUUACUAUCGUGAUCCCGUCUUCGGAGAUAUUCUCGAAAUGAGUUUGGCAUUCUACCGUUACACUCUUCAUCGUAGUGGUGACCAUUCUAGUUCUAUUUAAGUAGGCACUAGGCAGCUUUUGGAUGAUUCUGAAGGAUGAUGAACAAUGUAGGAUUAGCCCUAAAAUCAUCCAUUACUUUGUGCCAAUUAGUGUUAGUUUGUUACAUUUUCUGUGAUUUCCUUUUGGUUUUAUGUUGCUUCCUCAUGGUGUUUCAAUAACCUAUUUCGAGUUGUUGUACUGCGUGCUUAAUGUUUAUUGUGACCUCAAUAAAGCUUUUGAUAAUAAUAUGGCAAUGGAGAGAUCUUAU